Messenger RNA from Olea europaea var. sylvestris, 1014 nucleotides. RefSeq lists its product as uncharacterized. NCBI's taxonomy places the organism in Eukaryota, Viridiplantae, Streptophyta, Magnoliopsida, Lamiales, Oleaceae. The record is from RefSeq and is a predicted model, not a curated record. The transcript has 3 exons. The coding region runs from base 1 to 1014 and encodes 337 amino acids.
AUGAGGCCAGUAAUUUGUGUUGAUGGAAGUCAUUUGAAGGGCCAAUAUAAGGGAACACUACUAGUAGCUGCAGUGCAAGAUGCUAACCUACAAAUAUAUCCUUUUGUGUGGAGUGUUGUCGAUGGGGAAACAAAUGCAUCGUGGUAUUGGUUCUUUGCAAAGUUGAAAGAUGUCAUUGAUGAUUCAAACCAGCUAGUGUUUGUGUCGGACAGAAAGAAGAGUAUUAAAUGGGCAAUUACGAGGUUGUUCCCACUUUCUCACCACGGUGCCUGCAUCUGGCAUAUCGAGAAAAAUCUUAUUGCAAGGUAUAGCAGUAGCAAUGUCAUCUUCUUAUUCAAGCGGACAGCGCUAGCAUACCGCGUAUCGGAAUUUGAUCAGUUUAUGACACAGAUAAGAACCAUUCGACCGUCAAUGGCAUCUUACUUGGAACGUGCCGGUAUAUCCACCUGGUCACGGGCACAUUUUAUUGGUAAUCGGUAUAACGUUAUGACGAAUAACAUUGCGGAGUCACUGAAUUCAGUCCUAAGGCAACAAAGAAGUUUCCCUAUAAUCUCGUUAAUCGAAAAUAUUACGUCAUUGAUGCAACGAUGGUUCUAUGAGAGAAAAAGUGCAUCCACGAAAUGUAGUACGACUGUGACACCAAAAAUUGAUGAUGAAUUGAGAAAAUCAUUCGACGCCGGUGCAACUUUACCAGUACGAAAUUUGGACGAACUCGUUUUUGAGGUAGGUAUAGCUACCGAACUUUGUACUGUCGACCUUAUAGAAUAUUGGCGAGCUGCGUACAAUGAAGUUCUUCACCCCGUUGGCCGAGAGUCAGAUUGGGUUGUUCCUCGGUCUAUUUGCUCCGUCGAAGUUUUGCCCCCGAAUAUAUGUAGAGCACCAGGUCGACCUCCUACCCAACGUCAACGGUCAAGAACUGAAAGGUCCACGUUGAGACGAAAAUGCUGCCGAUGUGGGGGUUCUGGAUAUAACAGACACAAUGUGGUAAUGGAUACAAAAGCAACCUAUGAAUGA